GCCAACACAUUCUAUAUAUUCAGUUAACUUCUCGAAAAGAUUUCUCUUUUCUCCUGUCACUUGAGCUGAGAGCCAGUUUUUGUUUCUACCUACUCUAACCUCAUUAAUUUUGAUCCAACUCAUUUCAAACAACAAAAAUGUGGCAAGGUUGUGUAAUUCAUGAGGACCUGCUGAAGUCAAGGAACAGACUGACCCCGACUGCCCUGCCAGACCAAUAUCUACUGCCCAACAGGCCAAAGCGUCAGAGAAACCAAGUGCAGACGGUCGAUAACAAAAUCGUCUCUGCCUUUAUUUAUGAUGAUUCUCAGAUCCCUUCUGUCAUUCACCACACCGUGGGGCACCUCAGAUCUCGACUCAUGGAGGUCAGUCAGUGGAAGACCCACAUCUCUGAGUGCAUUAGCCAAGUGGACCAAGAAAUUUCUGCUGUGGAACAGAUGAAAGAUGUUGUUGAGCACUGUCUUCAUGAGACGCAGGUGUACAGUCACCUCAUGAGUGACUGUGUGGCACUCAGUGGCAGCUUGAGCUCAUCAAGUCUUGGCCCGAGACAAGACCCGGUCCUUUCUGACCUGAAGAAAGAAGAGCAGUUGACCAGCGAGAGCAGAGAGCUGCUUCAAAACCAUACUUAUGUCCUGCUUGACAAGCUAAGUUCUCUGCAGAAAAUCCGCCAUCAGCUUCUGGGAGAUUUUCAGGACAAAUGUGAAACCAUCAAACUCACCAAGAAAUGCAUCACUGAUGGCCCUAACAUGCCAUGUUUCCAGCUGCCUGCUACUCAAAGCAAGCCCACCCAUGUAAGCCAUGAUGAUUGGCACUCUCACUGCAAAACCCUGAGGCUGACAGCGAAUGACCUAUUUAAGGGGUCGUCAUUGUUCAGGAGGAACUUGCAAUUAUUUCUGGUUAAUCUAAAAAACACCCAAGAGAACCUACGCCGCAGCACACAGAGCUCUCUGAGGAGGAAGAUCCAUGAGCUGACCAGGGACAAUGAAACACUGAACUGGGAGAGGCAAAGGUAUGUGUUUUCAAACCCUCAGAUCCAGAAUGAGAUAUCUGAUCUGACAAAAUACAUACAGAUAAUGACAAGUCAGAUCAGGAACUGUGAUUCCAGGUUGGAUCAGGCCACCCACUGCCUGGAAAUGCUCAACCAGAGACCCAGAUAUGAGCUCUGCCGGGACCACCCUCAUAUCAGUCUCACCCGAGAGAGAUGGGACCUGGCAAAAAUGACAGACAGAUUUUUCUCUGCGCUGAAGCGCGCCCAAAAAGAUCUUGAGCUUGAACAGAAGCACCUGGUAAUUCUGGACAACAAACUAGUCCAAAAUGAUCGUACCCUGCAGGUGCAGCAGAGAUGCUAUAACCUGCACCAGAGCUUUCUGCCUGCCCUUGACAACGCUGUGGUCCUUGCUAACAAGGCUAUGCCACAAGCAGCUACAAACAGCACCCACACUCACAACAAUCAACAGUGCAGUGCAUUAGCAAUCUGCUGGCGCGUGUAGUCUUCUCCAUGUGUUGUUACUUUCAUUAAAAUACA
Messenger RNA from Melanotaenia boesemani (Boeseman's rainbowfish), 1522 nucleotides. RefSeq names its product tektin-2-like. NCBI's taxonomy places the organism in Eukaryota, Metazoa, Chordata, Actinopteri, Atheriniformes, Melanotaeniidae. Bases 138 to 1487 code for a protein of 449 amino acids. The record is from RefSeq and is a predicted model, not a curated record. Gene Ontology annotation, biological process: cilium assembly; cilium movement involved in cell motility. Gene Ontology annotation, cellular component: nucleus; microtubule cytoskeleton. The transcript has 9 exons.